UAGUUUCAAACCAUGAAUUAUGUGGGACAGCUGGCUGGGCAGGUGAUUGUCACUGUGAAGGAACUCUACAAGGGCAUUAACCAAGCUACUUUGUCUGGCUGCAUCGAUGUCAUUGUGGUGCGACAGCAGGAUGGCACCUAUCAGUGUUCGCCUUUUCACGUUCGAUUUGGGAAGCUGGGAGUCCUGAGAUCCAAAGAGAAAGUGAUUGAUAUAGAAAUCAAUGGCGAUGCAGUGGAUCUUCACAUGAAAUUGGGUGACAAUGGGGAAGCUUUCUUUGUGGAGGAGACUGAAGAGGAAUAUGAAAAGCUUCCUGCCUACCUUGCCACCUCACCAAUUCCUACUGAAGAUCAGUUCUUUAAAGAUAUCGAUACUCCUUUGAUGAAAUCUAGUGGAAAUGAAAGACCAUCUCAGAGUUCAGACAUCUCCCACAUGUUGGAAACGGAAACAGUUUUCACUUCAAGUUCUGUGAAAAAGAAAAAACGAAGGAGAAAGAAAUGCAAACAGGACAGUAAGAAGGAAGACCAGACCGCUUCUCCUGCUGCAGAAGAUACCGUGGAUGUGGAAAUGAGCUCUGACGAUGACAAGGGGGCCCAGUCAGCAAGAGGAUCUUCAAAUGCUUCCUUAAAGGAAGAUGAAUUUAAGGAGCCUUUGCUCUUCCAUUCUGGGGACCAUUACCCCUUAUCUGAUGGAGACUGGUCCCCUUUAGACAACCCCUAUUCCCCAACAGCAGUGUGUCCUAAGAGUGAUUCAGAGCUGGAGGUGAAACCUGCCGAGAGCCUGCUCAGAUCGGAGUCCCACAUGGAGUGGACGUGGGGAGGGUUCCCAGAGUCCACCAAGGUCAGCAAAAGAGAGAGAUCUGAUCAUCAUCCUAGGACAGCUACAAUUACACCAUCAGAAAAUACCCACUUUCGGGUAAUUCCCAGUGAGGAGAACCUCAUAAGUGAAGUUGAAAAAGAUGCUUCCAUGGGAGAAACGGUCUGUACCAUAGUGAAACCCAAACCCAGAGCCCCGUGUAAGCAGAUGAGCAGUGCAACUUCUGCUGCAGAACUUCUCGAACCUCCCCUGGAGCCUCCUCAGAUUUCAUCUAUGUUAGAUGCAGACCACCUUCCUAAUCCAUCAUUAGUGGAGGCUAUCUCAGAAUCAAAACCUGCAGCUAAAGUAGACUCACCAUCAAAGAAGAAAGGUGUCCACAAGAGAAGCCAACACCAAGGACCUGAUGAUAUUUACCUGGAUGACUUAAAGGCUCUAGAACCUGAAGUUGCAGCCCUCUACUUCCCUAAAAGUGAAUCGGACCCUGGCUCCCGGCAGUGGCCUGAGUCUGACACGCUCUCUGGCUCCCAGUCCCCACAGUCCGUUGGAAGUGCGGCUGCAGAUAGCGGCACCGAGUGCCUCUCAGAUUCUGCCAUGGACUUGCCUGAUGUCACCCUCUCUCUUUGUGGGGGUCUCAGUGAGAACGGAGAGAUUUCCAAAGAAAAAUUCAUGGAGCAUAUCAUUACUUAUCAUGAAUUUGCAGAAAACCCUGGACUUAUAGACAAUCCUAACCUUGUAAUACGGAUCUAUAACCGUUACUAUAACUGGGCUUUGGCUGCUCCCAUGAUCCUUAGCUUGCAAGUAUUCCAGAAGAGUCUGCCGAAGGCCACAGUCGAGUCCUGGGUCAAAGAUAAGAUGCCAAAGAAAUCUGGUCGCUGGUGGUUUUGGCGUAAGAGAGAAAGCAUGACCAAACAGCUGCCAGAGGCCAAGGAAGGAAAAUCCGAGGUACCGCCAACCAGUGACCUGCCAUCAAGUGCAAAGGAGCCAGCCAGUGGCAGGCCGGCUGAGGAUGACUCAUCCAGUGAUGAAGGGUCACAGGAGCUCGAAGAAUCCAUCAAAGUGGACCCUGUUCCCACAGAGCCCCCAAGCCAUGGCAGCACAACCUCCUAUAAAAAGUCUCUUCGACUCUCUUCAGACCAAAUUGCAAAACUGAAGCUCCAAGAUGGCCCAAAUGAUGUUGUGUUUAGUAUUACAACCCAAUAUCAAGGUACCUGCCGCUGUGCAGGGACCAUUUACCUGUGGAACUGGAAUGACAAGAUCAUCAUCUCUGAUAUUGACGGAACAAUAACCAAGUCUGAUGCUUUGGGGCAGAUUCUUCCACAGCUGGGUAAAGACUGGACUCAUCAGGGUAUAGCAAAGCUCUACCAUUCCAUCAAUGAGAAUGGCUACAAGUUUCUGUAUUGCUCCGCCCGUGCCAUCGGCAUGGCCGACAUGACCCGUGGCUACCUGCACUGGGUCAAUGACAAGGGCACAAUCUUGCCUCGGGGCCCUCUGAUGUUAUCCCCUAGCAGCUUGUUCUCUGCCUUCCACAGGGAAGUGAUAGAAAAGAAACCAGAGAAAUUCAAAAUAGAGUGUCUAAAUGAUAUCAAGAAUCUGUUUGCCCCCUCUAAGCAGCCCUUCUAUGCCGCCUUUGGAAACCGUCCAAAUGAUGUCUAUGCUUAUACGCAAGUUGGAGUUCCAGACUGCAGAAUAUUCACCGUGAACCCCAAGGGUGAAUUAAUACAAGAAAGGACCAAAGGGAACAAGUCAUCGUAUCACAGACUGAGCGAGCUCGUGGAGCAUGUGUUCCCACUUCUCAAUAAGGAACAGAAUUCUGCCUUUCCGUGCCCAGAGUUCAGCUCCUUCUGCUAUUGGCGAGACCCGAUCCCCAAAGUGGACCUGGACGACCUGGCGUGAAAUGGCACCUCCAGGGGCGAUCCUCCGUCACUCGCCUCGCAGCAAGGGAAGGUGACCAGCACUUCUGCUGGACAGAGGA
This is a messenger RNA of Puma concolor (puma), 2785 nucleotides long. NCBI's taxonomy places the organism in Eukaryota, Metazoa, Chordata, Mammalia, Carnivora, Felidae. The record is from RefSeq and is a predicted model, not a curated record.